AUGCCCGCCGUAACCAAAAAACUCGCAAACAUCUUCUCUUCACCUUCUGCUUCACCUCGUCUCAAUCCCGCCACACCCACCACUCCAGUACCACCAUCAACACCUGAACAAUCUGCGGCAACAACUCAAGUCACCAGAGGCGGAAUGCCCUCCUCAUGUCAGCUCUUCGACCUUUUCAAGCUCAUGGCAGGAGGAAACAGUGACCUCGGUCUCGCCGGCGGUGAAGCGGAUAGCGAAGAAGAUGAAGACAGUAGUAGUUCUGACAUGUCCAACACAUCCACCGCGGCUGAGCUACCUACGGAAGUCACACAGGACAAGGACGGGCUGCAGAAGUGGAUAGAUGAAACACUAAACGAGACGGAGAGGGAAAGAACCAUGUCUCUAUCCAAUUUGGCAUCGAUGAGCCUACCGAAAUGUCAUAAACAUCGACCUGCUCUACCAAAAGUCGAUGACGUAGAGCCUUCACCCGAGCUGGCCGAAGAUUUUCCAUCGGUCGAUAACCUUUCUAUAGCCUCUGAAUCCGCCGCUGUUGGGGUAUCAGAUAUCUCGGACGAGGAGAAGCUUCUCGCUAUCAAGGAAGAAUUCGGCGAUAUAGCAGGAUUAAUGGAAGGAGGUGAAGCAGAACGUAUGCUAGCAGAUACCAAAGGCUCUUUGUUCAAGGGUGUGAUGAUGAUUGGCAAUUUCCAUCUCACCACACACAGACUCCUAUUCCAUGCGAUCAUACCACCCGAUUCUUUAGAUCCGACACCUACACCCAGCGGGCCAGAUGUCAUAUGUGCAGGUCCUGUUACGAUACACAGACCUGGUUUACAGCAAGCGAAACGUGUAUGGAUGGAACUCACACCUGAGAUGGUCACGACGUAUCCCAGUGCCAAUGAGUCGGAUCGAGUCAGACCUAUACGGAGUGUACUAUCCAUCCAAUGGAGAAGAUCUUUUGACGGUGCUCUAUACAGAAGUGCGAAAGCGAGAUGGAGAUCAGCGAAUGGUCAAGAAGAAGCAUCCGAUGAAUGGUCGUACAUGCGCUGUUGCAUCCCGCUCGAUCGUACCACCAUCAAGGGAAUUAGUCCUUACCAUUCUUUCGCAACUCUUGUUGGCUUGGAGGCCAAUCUCGAACACACUCGUCAGGUUGACUCAUGUUCGCUCAGUGGGAAAGUGGUGCAGGGUGAUUUUACUAGAGAAGAGGAACCUGCCGUUCAGAAGGUCAGAACCCCGCCCGCUGAGAUGCUUAAACGAUCUUUCUCUUCUCCGCGAGCAUCCGAACACCGGUCCUCAUCUCCUGCGCGCAAGUACUUAUUUGCACCGACUGCCCAGACCAUGCCUGAGGAUAGCUCCCUCCCUCCGAGCUACGGGCAUAGAUUGGAGUUCAAUAUAGGAGUGCACAACGAACAAGCCUGGUUCACCAAAGCAUUGCAGACUGCUGUCCUCGCAGCUGCCCAGAGACGAUACAAAUCUGACGUACAGCUACCACCCGUCAUCUUCCAGAUAUCCGGUCAUGACGUGGUCGCCACAGAUGAGGAUCUUGAACAGACCUUGGAUUCAUCCAGGACUUCCUCUCAAUCAGGCGAAUCGAUCCACGACGAGGAGGAAUCUCGAGGCGAUGCGCUGCUGCAAGAAGCUCGCAAAGCGGAAAGAGCCAGCAUGGCAGCCAAGGUAUUUGGUCUGAAAGAGGAUGAAGGAGUGUGGAUCAAACGUUGCUAUGUAGCGACCAAUUUUGUUCCCGCACGAGGGCACAUCAUCCUAAAUCCCCAUUUCAUCUGCUUUUGGCGAAGGAAUACCGUAGGAUCCGACAUCAAGGUGACGGAUAUUAAAGGUGCUACACCUGCGCCUAGUUUACGGGUGGGCUUCGUUGGAAUGGCUCUGCACAUUCAUGGACAUCGUGACUUGCGUUUCGAAUUCUGGAAUAAGGAUUCGAGAGAUGAGGUCAUUACACACCUCAACGCUUUACUGGUCAAUGGCCCCCGGUCCACCACCGGUCUGAUCAACGAUCAAAAACCUCCUGCACCACAAUUCGACUCUAUGCCCAUCCCAAGAGCCGAAUCUCCUCUAUCUCUUGGUGCUGAGGAUGCUCAUCCAGCCGAUAUCCUGGCACCAAGCAGAGAGACUAUAUAUCACCCGAAAGCUUUGCCUGAUGAAGCCAUCACCUAUAUGCCGUUCCUGGCAAACAAGCCAGUAAUAGGGCAAAUACGACUGACACCAAGAACAUUCGUUUGUUUGACGAUUGGCUCUCGAGGUGAUGUCCAGCCUUACAUCGCGCUGGGGCUGCGACUGCUGAAAGAUGGACACAAGGUGGUCAUUGUGACCCAUCGAGCACAGGGUGAGUUGGCGGUGAAGCAAGCAAUAGCUGACGGCAAGAUGUUCUCGCCUGGCUUUUUUAAAGAAUCCCUCGGCGGGUUCCGAGAAUGGCUCGAUGAUUUACUCAUCGAAUCAUGGCAGGCUUGCCACGAUGCCGACGUACUCAUCGAGAGUCCUUCGACCAUGGCGGGUAUACACAUUGCUGAGGCGUUGAAAAUACCAUAUUUCCGAGCUUUCACCAUGCCCUGGACACGGACGUCUGCGUAUCCCCAUGCUUUCAUGGUUCCAGCGUUCGAAAUGGGCCCUAGUUUCAACUACUCGACAUACGUCUUAUUCGAUAAUAUCAUGUGGAAAGCUACGGCUGGACAGAUCAAUCGAUGGAGGAAGAAGUAUCUCAACCUCAAGUCGACAGAUAUGGCCGCAUUGUCGGUGACCAAAGUCCCAUUCUUAUAUAACUUCAGCUCGGCGGUUGUCCCAAAACCUCUUGACUGGCAUGAUGAUAUCAUCAUCACCGGUUAUUGGAAUUUGGAAGAUAGCGAUACCGACUGGUCCCCAUCGCCAGAGCUUGAUGCAUUCGUCAACAAAGCGAAGGAGGACGGCAAGGCGUUGGUGUAUAUCAGUAUAAUCAAAGCGGUGGAGAAGGCCGAUGUACGAGCGAUUAUAGCAAAAGGUUGGUCAUCGCGAGGAGGCGAUCCGGCCAAAGAAGGCGAAGAUAUUGCUUUCCCCGCAAGCUGCUUUGGCGUGGAUAAGAUUCCUCAUUCUUGGCUCUUCCCGAAAGUCCAAGCAGCUCUGCAUCAUGGAGGUGCGGGAACCGUCGGAGCAAGUUUGAGGGCUGGUAUACCCACUCUGAUCAAACCUUGGUUCGGUGACCAAUUCUUUUGGUCUGCCCGGGUUACCAAACUUGGAGUCGGCCUCAAAGUGGCGUCGUUGCGAUCAGACGAUAUCGCCAAUGCUUUGAUCAAAGCAACCACAGAUGUGGUGAUGAUCGAGAAAGCGGCAAGAAUCGGUGAGAAGAUCAGGUCAGAGAGUGGUGUGGAUCAAGCACUGCAAGCAAUUCAUCAUAAUUUGAUUAGAGCCGGAAUGGAUAGACGUAAUCUUAAGUGGUCUUCGUAA
Molecule: messenger RNA, 3405 nt
Organism: Kwoniella botswanensis
Lineage: Eukaryota; Fungi; Basidiomycota; Tremellomycetes; Tremellales; Cryptococcaceae
Exons: 13
Coding region: 1-3405 (1134 amino acids)
Biological process (GO): sterol metabolic process; carbohydrate metabolic process
Molecular function (GO): UDP-glycosyltransferase activity; hexosyltransferase activity
Source: RefSeq, a predicted model, not a curated record